UGCCCGGGCCACAGCAAGUGCAGCUGUUUCAGGAUGAGGUGGCAGAUGGGAGUGAGCGCAGGUGGCCAAGGCAAAGUCGCAGCCAGAGAAUGAUGAAUGGAGCAGCGGGACCCUCGCACAUGGACCGUCGCGAGCGGGUUCUCAAGUUAGGCGAGAGUUUCGAGAAGCAGCCGCGCUGCGCCUUCCACACUAUACGCUAUGACUUCAAACCUGCUUCUAUUGACACUUCCUGUGAAGGAGAGCUUGAAGUUGGCAAAGGUGAACAGGUGACAAUAACUCUGCCAAAUAUAGAAGGUUCAACUCCACCAGUAACUGUUUUCAGAGGUUCAAAGAAACCUUACUUAAAGGAAUGCAUUUUAAUUAUUAACCAUGACACUGGAGAAUGCCGACUAGAAAAACUCAGCAGCAACAUCACUGUAAAAAAAACAAGAGUUGAAGGAAGUAGUAGAAUUCAGUAUCGUGUAGAGCAACAGCAGCAACAAAUGCGGAAUUCAGCUAGGACUCCCAAUCUUGUGAAACAUUCUCCAUCUGAAGACAAAAUGUCUCCAGCAUCUCCAAUGGAUGAUAUUGAAAGAGAACUGAAGGCAGAAGCUAGUCUAAUGGACCAGAUGAGUAGUUGUGAGAGUUCAUCGGAUUCCAAAAGUUCAUCAUCUUCAAGUAGUGAGGAUAGUUCCAGUGACUCGGACGAUGAAGAGUGCAGAUCCUCUCCUUCUGAUCCAGGGAAUUAUAUCUCAGGACAUCCUGCCAUGCCACAUUGCAGGAUUCCUGAUAUGGAUGCCAGCCAGAAUAAAUCUCAUGACAACAGUGGCCUUCUGAUGAAUACUUUAAGAAAUGAUUUGCAGCUGAGUGAAUCAGGAAGUGACAGUGAUGAUUGAAGAAACAUUCAGCUAUAAAUAUAAAAUUUGUAAGAUGUGAUAAUUUAUUUUAUAUUAAGAAUAAAGAUUCCUGAUACUGAAGAAAAUGUAUCUUAACUUUUGAUAAUAAAAGAAAGUAAAGUUGUUUCAGAAUUUACAGUCAAUGUUACAUUUUUGAACUUUUUUAAGUACUAGCAUUUUCAUGUGCUUUCCAUUUAUUAGGUUUGAGAGAUGAAAAAACAGAGGUUAGGUAACUUGCCCACAUGCUGUUAGUUAACAAGUGGCAAAUCAGGUGUUGUAGAGUUCAAGUUCAAUGCUCUGUUUUAAAACACUGCUGUUUCUCAAUUGUGAAAUGUCAAAACAAUUGAUUUAUAAUAAAUGCCCAUGGUUUUAAUUAUA
Ailuropoda melanoleuca (giant panda) is the source of this 1253-nucleotide messenger RNA. RefSeq names its product ELL associated factor 2 (gene EAF2). The transcript has 6 exons. Lineage: Eukaryota; Metazoa; Chordata; Mammalia; Carnivora; Ursidae. The coding region runs from base 90 to 875 and encodes 261 amino acids. The record is from RefSeq and is a predicted model, not a curated record. Gene Ontology annotation, cellular component: super elongation complex. Gene Ontology annotation, molecular function: transcription elongation factor activity. Gene Ontology annotation, biological process: transcription elongation by RNA polymerase II.